This is a messenger RNA of Sugiyamaella lignohabitans, 1905 nucleotides long. RefSeq names its product Tmn3p (gene TMN3). The record is from RefSeq and is a predicted model, not a curated record. Gene Ontology annotation, biological process: vacuolar transport; protein localization to membrane. The coding region runs from base 1 to 1905 and encodes 634 amino acids. NCBI's taxonomy places the organism in Eukaryota, Fungi, Ascomycota, Dipodascomycetes, Dipodascales, Trichomonascaceae. The transcript has a single exon. Gene Ontology annotation, cellular component: Golgi apparatus; membrane.
AUGGUCAUGGUCUGUGAAGGAUUUUAUAUCCCCGGCUGGAGUAUCAAAUCAUAUAAAGAUGGUGAAAAGGUCCCUCUAUUUGUCAACAAAGUGACCAGUGAUACUACACAAUUACCAUAUGCUUACUACGAUUUACCGUUUGUUUGCAAACCUUCAAAGGAUGCAGAGCGAGUACCUCUUAAUUUGGGUGAGGUUCUGUUAGGAGAUAGAAUCUGGGGCUCUGAUUACCAGAUCCACCAGGGUAAACAGGUAGACUGUGCCGAGCUUUGCACGGCCAAAGUCGAUAAAGCUGCCUUAGAGAGGGCUCAUGAGCUUGUUUCGUCUAAUUACUUGGUAGAGUGGAUUGUCGACAAUCUUCCAGGAGCUACUGCAUUCAUCUCAGUCGACAGAUCAAAACGAUACUACGCUAGUGGAUUUCCUCUUGGAGUUGUUGAUGAAACAACUGGUAAGACCUAUUUGAAUAAUCAUGUGAGCAUCAUAUUGAGAUACCGCGAGAGCUCUCGAGACAAGGGCCGCAAUGUGAUUGUUGGUUUCGAGGUUUACCCCAAGAGUGUGUCCACCGACAGCAAAAAGUGUCCUGGAAACAACGAUAAAUUCCAGCCAUAUCUGAUUGAUCCUGAAAAGGAGAAUGAUGAAAUCCGAUUCACAUAUACGGUUUUGUGGAGAGAAGACAAGACUGUAGAAUGGGCUGAUAGAUGGAGUCUGUACUUUAGUUAUUUGACUCACAGUAGCAAGGCUCCCAAGGUGAACUCCCUACAUUGGCUGGCAAUUGUCAACUCGUUGGUUAUCGCUUCAUUGCUCACUAUUCUCGUUGGAGUCGUUCUUGUCCGGACUCUUUCCCGAGAUAUUCAAAGCUACAAGAAGAUUUCGUCGAAGCAAGGAGAUGAUGAUCUAGUUGGCGAGCUAGACAAGGAUAUGUUAGAGGAGGAGUCAGGUUGGAAACUGGUAUAUGCUGAUGUAUUCAGACCACCUGUAUUGUCCAGCGUCCUGUCUUCAUUAAUUGGCUCUGGUAUUCAGAUCUUUGUUAUGGCCCUGGCAACUAUUGGUUUUGCUUGUUUUGGUGUGUUGAACCCUAGUUAUCGAGGUGGAUUGCUGAGUUAUGCUUUAUUUAUUUUUGCUUUCGCUGGAGGCUUCGCUGGUUUUGUCACUGCCCGUAUUAACAAGUACAUGGGUAAUGAAUAUCAUUGGUCUCGCAGUGUAUGGCUUACUGCAGUGUUGGCCCCUGCCUCGGUACUCAUCAUUGUCCUUACACUUAAUCUGUUUGUCUGGUCAAGUGCGUCAUCUUCUGCUUUGCCAUUUGGCACGAUCGUAGCUUUGUUCUCAAUCUGGCUUCUGAUCUCAUGCCCUCUGGUCGUCGUAGGUGCCAUCAUUGGCAACAAGCGCCAGGCUUCUCCUCCUCCAACUCGUAUUUCGGCCAUCCCAAGACAAAUUCCUAAUAAUGCCGGUUAUAACUUGGUAAGAAGUACUCCAUUUGCAGUUCUUGCUGGUGGACUACUACCUUUCGCUGUCAUUUUCGUGGAAUUGGUGACCAUUUUCCAGUCUCUGUGGCUCGAAAAGUCUGGAUAUUACUAUAUGUACGGAUUUUUUGGCGUUGUUUUCAUUGUCCUGGUCCUCACUGUUGUGGAGAUGUCGAUUCUCACCACAUACAUCCUCCUUAAUUCAGAAGACUACCGUUGGUGGUGGCGUUCAUUCCUUGUUGGAACUGGCUCUGCCUGGUGGGUAUUCCUUUACAGCAUAUACUACUAUUUCACCAAGCUCAAUGUUGACGGGUUUAUCUCUGCCCUUUUAUUCUUCGGCUAUACGCUAUUGGGAUGCCUGGCUUAUGGACUUGUCACAGGCGCCAUUGGUUUCUUAUCGUCGUAUGUUUUCGUCUUCCGCAUCUAUAAUGCAAUCAAAGCAGACUAA